AAUAUACCUCAGUAUUUAUCCAUUUAGUUGUUUCUCUUAAAAGACACGGUCGUUUUCAAAAAUGACCGAGAAAAAAGAUGGAUAUUUAAAUAUUGGGUUCAGUGUGUGGCUGUCAAUUUGCGUAUUUGUCUGCCUCUGGUUGUGGAGUAGUUUCACAAAAGGAAGAAGACGUUUUCAAACAAAUUUACAUGUAAUCGAAGAUGGUUUGAGAAAAAUGCAAGCUGACAUCGAACUGAGACAACGUGAGAAGAGUAUAGGUUGUGUUGAAGACGUAGAAGAUAUUUCUGAGUUCCUAAAAAAGUUUUACGAAGAGGGGAAGAAACCAGACAAAUCCGAGGCAGAUCCAGUUAUCGGCGAGGAAGCGGUUGAAUGUGAAGAAAAAAGUGAAGAGAAGAGUGGUGAAGUAGAAGAUAAAAAGACAGUUUAAACCUUUAAAUAAUUACUAUUUUACUAUGUUACAUCUAAAUAAAAAGUGAUUCUUUCUACUUUUUGUAAUAAUUUUACAAACGAUAAAUAAAAUGUUGAGAUUUA
Messenger RNA from Diabrotica virgifera virgifera (western corn rootworm), 531 nucleotides. RefSeq lists its product as uncharacterized. The record is from RefSeq and is a predicted model, not a curated record. The coding region runs from base 62 to 427 and encodes 121 amino acids. Lineage: Eukaryota; Metazoa; Arthropoda; Insecta; Coleoptera; Chrysomelidae. The transcript is spliced from 2 exons.